Molecule: messenger RNA, 1305 nt
Organism: Aegilops tauschii subsp. strangulata
Lineage: Eukaryota; Viridiplantae; Streptophyta; Magnoliopsida; Poales; Poaceae
Source: RefSeq, a predicted model, not a curated record
GGGACCCGCCAAAGCCCACAUUGAAUUUUCCAAAACAUUGGGAGGUUCUAUCGGAGAGAACUAUCGUUUGUUUGUGGAUGACGUGGUGGUUUACAUGAAAAGGAAGGCACCACUCAUUGGUGUGAACAAGUGGUCUGCCAUUGAUUCUUCUGUGAAGGAUUCAAUCGUUGCUGAUGUCAUUGCUAAGUGGGAUUUGGAGGACACAUAUUCUACGAAGGGAAAAAUACUAACAAUUUCUAGAGAGCGCUAUAGAGGAUGGCGGUCAACUUUGCAUUCAACAUACAAAGCAUACAGUACUGAUGCUCAAAGAAGGGCCAAUAAACCCGAGGAUGUAACUCCAGAGGAGUGGGAUUAUAUGAUCAAUUAUUUUGGCACUGAUUUAAAAUUCCAGGAGCUUAGCCGAAAAAAUACGGAAAAUCGCCAGAAGCAAAAGGCGAGGCAUAUAGCUGGUUCAAAAUCGUACUCGCAGAUUAGCUAUGAGAAGAGGGACGAGGAGACUGGGAAGGAACCAACUAUUCUAGAACUUUGGCAGAUCACUCAUACACGAAAUGGAUCGUGGUCUAAUGAAGAAUCACAGACUGUUUAUGACAAUGCACGCAUCCAGAUUAGGGAGAAAGAAGGAGAGAUUGGUGGUCCAAUUUCAAGUGAAGAGCAAAACAAUAUUUUCCAGAAUAGCUACAGAUCUACUAUGGAAAGUACAUCAUUGAAGCCUCGUGGCCGAGGAUACAUGGCUAAGCCGCCUAGCGGUUCUGAAAGACUACAUUCUGAAAUCCAGAGGCAAAAUGCUGAGCUAACCCUCGAAGUUCAUGACUUAAGGAGGCAAAUUGUUGAACAACAGGUAGAGAGGCAAAGAGAACGAGAAGAAGAGCGAGUUGCCAGGGAAAAACAGCUUGAGGAGGAACGUGUAGCAAGGCAGAGAGAACUUGAGGAGGCUAAGCAAGCAAUGAUGCAUGAUAUUAUGAAUGAGGUUAGGCAAUCAAUGAGGUCGGAUGUUGAGCAGAUAUUGGGAACUCGACAGGAAGACGCACAUCAGUUUUCCCAAGCAAGGGACGCUCCAAGAAACGGAACUGGAAAUCGGUCAAGUUCUCUGUUUAAAAAUUCGACCAUGAUUACUCAACACCAGCUUAUGCAAGCAGCUAAACACCAUCGUCGUCCUCCAAGUGAAAAGGAUGGUUUUCUCUAAAUGAAGAAGAAAGAUCCCAACAAGAUUUAUUACCAGUUUAGGAGGCACCUUGUAGGAUGAUUUUUCUACAUGAAGUGAAGAAAAGUGAUUUCUUGAAGAAUGCUUGUUGACUAGAUGAAGUC